Messenger RNA from Miniopterus natalensis, 888 nucleotides. The record is from RefSeq and is a predicted model, not a curated record. NCBI's taxonomy places the organism in Eukaryota, Metazoa, Chordata, Mammalia, Chiroptera, Miniopteridae.
AGUUCCUCGGUAAGAUGGCCCCAAAUUUCACCAUCCUCAUCAAGAACAGCAUCCACUACCCCAAGUUCCAGUUCUCCAAGGGCAACAUCGAGAACCGGAGGGAUGGCUACCUGAGGCACUGCACCUUCGAUGAGGUGUCCCACCUGUACUGCCCCAUUUUCCGCCUGGGCUUCAUUGUGGAGCGGGCAGGGGAGAACUUCACGGAGCUGGCGCACACGGGUGGCGUGAUUGGGGUCAUUAUCAACUGGGACUGUGACCUGGACCUGUCGGCAUCAAACUGCAACCCCAAGUACUCCUUCCGGAGACUCGACCCCAAGCACGUCCCAGCUUCAUCCGGCUACAACUUCAGGUUUGCAAAGUAUUACAAGAUAAACGGCACCACCACCCGCACACUCAUCAAGGCCUAUGGGAUCCGCAUUGAUGUCAUUGUGCACGGACAGGCAGGCAAGUUCAGCCUGAUUCCUACCAUCAUUAAUCUGGCCACAGCGCUGACCUCCAUCGGGGUGGGCUCCUUCCUGUGUGACUGGAUCUUGCUAACAUUCAUGAACAAAAACAAAGUCUACAGCCAUAAGAAAUUUGACAAGAUGGUGGACAUUCCCGAUCGGGGUGCAGGACCAGGGCCUUGUGCCUCCGAGCCUUCCCAGCAGGACUCCACGCUCACAGACCCCCGAGGUUUAGCCCAGCUCUGAGCCCACCUCCACCUCCCCUCACAUUGCGACAAAGGCUGGGUCUGGCCCUGAAGCAUGGCUGGGGCCAGUAUGAAGAACCCAGGCCCUGCCCCCACAACAUGCCUCCUCACAACUGGGAACCAAAGGAGCCCCAUCCAACUGGGCAGUGGGCCGACAGAAAGGGGGCAGCACCCUGCUCCCAGCUGUCCUCCACAGGCUC